Molossus molossus (Pallas's mastiff bat) is the source of this 7216-nucleotide messenger RNA. It is a transcript of the gene RREB1, whose product is annotated as ras responsive element binding protein 1. Gene Ontology annotation, molecular function: DNA-binding transcription activator activity, RNA polymerase II-specific; RNA polymerase II cis-regulatory region sequence-specific DNA binding. NCBI's taxonomy places the organism in Eukaryota, Metazoa, Chordata, Mammalia, Chiroptera, Molossidae. Gene Ontology annotation, cellular component: nucleus. Gene Ontology annotation, biological process: regulation of transcription by RNA polymerase II. The transcript is spliced from 14 exons. The record is from RefSeq and is a predicted model, not a curated record. The coding region runs from base 585 to 5987 and encodes 1800 amino acids.
AUGGUGUACUGUUCUGUGUUCCAGUGGUUAAAGGGUGUUACUAAAUUCUACUGAAUUAUUUUUAAUGCUAGUAGUAUAAACUCGGGGUUUUGCUUGAGCUAUUGUAACUAACUUCUGGGGUAUGUGCAAUUGGAUGAAGAUAGCACUUACUUUUGCUGCAGACAGAACGUAAAUAUCUACCUGAGCCUGGAAAGUGAGUUCUCUUUCUUGGAAGUGGCCAAGCCUCUCCCACACUGAGGCACGGGGCAUGCUGGUACAUUGGACUUGGAGACUUUCAAAGUUGGAGCUGAAAUGGAUGCUGGGUUGCUCCCACUCUGCUCCAGAGGUGGUGGCUUUGAGGUGUGACUCUGCCCACAUUUGGGCCCAGCCAGCACCAGCUCCUCAGUAAGGAGGGCCAGCUUGAUAAGACAGAAAACAGUGUGAACGAGUGAUACCAAGAGAAGAAAAAAAAAGAAGUGAAACAGACUAUCUCCUCCUCCACGUGGAUGAUAGCUAUAGCAAGGGAAAAUCUCAUAGUGUAUCAGUUGGGGCAGAAAAUGGAGUUCUAUGGCAGAGGCUUCUUAGAAGCUUAAACCCUUGUCCCAAUGACGUCAAGUUCGCCUAUUGGCUUGGAAGGUUCAGACUUGUCUUCCAUCAACACCAUGAUGUCAGCGGUAAUGAGUGUAGGGAAGGUCGCCGAGAAUGGUGGGAGCCCCCAGAGCAUCAAGUCCCCCACGAAGCCUCCAGGACCAAAUCGGAUUGGCAGAAGGAACCAGGAAACGAAAGAGGAGAAGUCUUCCUACAACUGUCCCCUGUGUGAGAAGAUCUGCACGACGCAGCAUCAAUUAACUAUGCACAUUCGUCAGAGCCAGACCUCUCUCAACUGUGCAGAUUUCAGAUCUUCCCUGACAGCAAGACGAGUCAUCAGACUUGAAAAUGAACAUGGACUUGAUCACAACACAGACACCGGAGGGGCAGACCACUCGUGCAGCAUCUGCGGGAAGUCUCUGAGUUCGGCCAGCUCCCUGGACCGCCACAUGCUGGUGCACUCUGGCGAGAGACCUUACAAGUGCACUGUGUGCGGCCAGUCAUUUACCACCAAUGGGAACAUGCACAGACAUAUGAAGAUUCACGAGAAAGACCCUAACAGUGCUGCAGCUGCAGCCCCGCCAUCCCCGCUGAAGCGCAGGCGGCUCUCCUCCAAAAGGAAGCUGAGUCACGAUGCCGAGUCGGAGAAGGAAGACCCAGCGCCUGCUAAAAAGAUGGUAGAAGAUGGGCAGUCAGGUGACCUGGAGAAGAAGGCUGAUGAAGUGUUUCACUGCCCGGUGUGUUUCAAGGAGUUUGUUUGCAAGUAUGGACUGGAGACCCACAUGGAGACCCACUCAGAUAACCCACUAAGAUGUGACAUUUGCUGCGUCACCUUUCGAACACAUCGAGGAUUACUACGCCACAAUGCGCUUGUUCACAAACAGCUUCCCAGAGACGCAGUGGGAAGGCCUUUCAUCCAGAACAACCCUUCCAUUCCUGCUGGCUUCCAUGAUUUAGGAUUCACUGACUUCUCCUGUAGGAAGUUUCCUCGGAUUUCUCAGGCCUGGUGUGAAACAAACCUGCGAAGGUGCAUCAGCGAGCAGCACCGUUUCGUCUGUGACGUCUGCGACAAGGCAUUUCCCAUGCUGUCCUCGCUCGCCCUGCACAAGCAGACCCAUGUCGCUGGGGACCAGGGACGGGAACGGCUGCAAGCCAAGACCCUACCUGGUGACGCCCUGGACCAGAAGGUCUUCCUGGCCUUGCUGGGCCUGCAGCACACCAAAGACAUCAAGCCUGUCCCGGCCGAGGAACCCCUGCCGGACGACAACCAAGCAAUACAGCUCCAGACACUCAAGUGUCAGCUACCUCAGGAUCCCGGCUGCACCAACAUGCUGAGGCUGUCUCCUUUUGAAGCUUCUUCCCUGGGUGGUUCUCUCACAGUCCUCCCAGCUACCAAGGAGAGUGUGAAGCACCUGUCCCUGCAGCCCUUCCAAAAGGGCUUCAUCAUCCAGCCCGACAGUAGUAUUGUGGUCAAGCCCAUCUCUGGGGAGUCGGCCAUUGAACUGGCUGACAUCCAGCAGAUCUUGAAGAUGGCAGCUUCAGCGCCCCCUCAAAUUAGUCUUCCGCCUCUCCCCAAGGCCCCUGUCGCCCCUCUGCAGGCGAUUUUCAAACACAUGCCCCCUCUGAAGCCAAAGCCCCUGGUCACACCACGGACGGUGGUGGCCACCUCAACACCCCCCCCUCUCAUCAAUGCCCAGCAAGCCUCCCCCGGCUGCAUUAGUCCCAGCCUGCCCCCACCGCCCCUAAAGCUCCUUAAAGGCUCUAUGGAGGUGGCUGCCAGCGCCCACCUGCUACAAUCCAAGUCUGGGUCCCAGCCACACACGGCCAUGCAGCUCUUCCUGCAGCAGCCACGAGUGGAGCUGCCUGGCCAGGCUGAGAUGAAGACGCAGUUAGAGCAGGACAGCAUCAUCGAGGCCCUGCUUCCCCUGAGCAUGGAGGCCAAGAUCAAGCAGGAGAUAACAGAGGGGGACCUCAAGGCCAUCAUGACAGGCCCUAGCAGCAAGAAAUCACCAGCCAUGCGAAAGGUACUCUAUCCCUGCCGCUUCUGCAACCAGGUGUUCGCCUUCUCGGGGGUGUUGCGCGCACACGUGCGCUCCCACCUGGGCAUCUCUCCAUACCAGUGCAACAUCUGCGACUACAUCGCAGCAGACAAGGCUGCGCUCAUUCGCCACCUGCGCACGCACAGUGGCGAGCGGCCCUAUAUCUGCAAGAUCUGCCACUACCCCUUCACUGUCAAGGCCAACUGUGAGCGGCACCUGCGCAAGAAGCACCUCAAGGCCACCCGGAAGGACAUCGAGAAGAACAUCGAGUAUGUGACCAGCAGCGCGGCCGAGAUGGUGGACGCCUUCUGCUCCCCAGACACGGUGUGCCGGCUGUGCGGCGAAGACCUGAAGCACUACCGAGCCCUGCGCAUCCAUAUGCGCACGCACUGUGGCCGCGGCCUGGGCGGCUGCCCCAAGGGCCACAAGCCCUUCGAAUGCAAGGAGUGCAGCGCCACCUUCUCGGCCAAACGCAACUGCAUCCACCACAUCCUUAAGCAGCACCUGCAUGUGCCAGAGCACGACAUCGAGAGCUAUGUCCUGGCAGCGGAUGGCCUAGGCCCCAAGGAGGCCCCCUCGGCUGAGGCCUCAGGGAGGAUGGAGGAGGGCAGUGGGGUCUUUGGCGAGCGCAAACCCCUCUCCAGCUUCCUGGAGUCCCAGAAUGGCUAUCUUCACACAGGCCCCACCCAGCUUCCACCUCCCCACGUCUCUGUCAAGCUGGAGCCAGCCAGCAACCUCUUAGUAGACUUCAACGAGCCUCUGGACUUCUCCCAGAAGGGCUUGGCCCUAGUCCAAGUGAAGCAGGAAAACACAGCCUUGUUCCUAAGCCCCUCUUCCUCUGCCCCCUAUGACUGCUCCAUGGAGCCCAUUGACCUGUCCAUCCCCAAGAACUUUAGGAAAGGAGACAAGGAUUUGGCUGCUCCCAGUGAAGCCAAGAAUCCUGAGCAGGAACCAGGGAGCAGGGAGCAAGCCUCUCCCUGUCCGCUGCCAUGCCCGACUCUGCCAGUGACCUUGGGGCCCAGUGGGAUCCUGGAAAAACCCUUGGCCCUUUCAGCAGCAGCCUCAACAGCCACUACUCUGGAAGCCCACGCUCAGCCCCUGCAGGGCUCCGUUCAGGUCGCUGUCCCCAUUUACUCAUCAGCCCUCAUCAACAGUUCCCCUCUCUUGGGCAACUCAGCCCUCAUCAGCAGCCCAGCCUUGCUGCGACCUCUGCGCCCCAAGCCCCCCUUGCUCUUGCCAAAGCCCCCUAUGACAGAAGAGCUGCCUCCACUGGCCUCCAUUGCCCAGAUCAUCUCAUCCGUGUCCUCAGCCCCCACCUUGCUCAAAACCAAGGUGGCUGACCCAGGGCCCACAAGCACCAGCAGUAACACCCCAGCUUCAGACAGCUUAGGAGGUACUGUCCCUGAAGUUGCCACUGACACCACUGGCCCAAAAGAAUCCAGCGACCCACCUCCUGCUGCCAACAGUCCAGAGGCAUCUUCACCCACUGAGCAGGGGCCGGCUGGCUUGUCCAAGAAGAGGGGCCGGAAAAGGGGGCUGAGGAGCCGACCCCGAGCCAGCAGUGACGGGGUGGACCUGGACUCCAGUGGGGAAUUUGCCAGCAUUGAGAAGAUGUUGGCCACCACAGACACCAACAAGUUCAGUCCAUUUCUGCAGACAGCAGAGGAUGAUGCUCAGGACGAGCUGGCCAGCGCCCCUGCUGACCACAAUGGGCCCAGUGACGAAGAGCAGGGCAGCCCCCCAGAAGACAAGCUGCUGAGGGCAAAGCGGAACUCUUAUGCCAGCUGCCUGCAGAAGCUCAAUUGUCCUCACUGCCCGCGAGUCUUCCCUUGGGCUAGCUCCCUCCAGAGGCACAUGCUCACACACACCGGUCAGAAACCCUUCCCUUGUCAAAAAUGCGAUGCCUUCUUUUCUACCAAAUCUAACUGUGAACGGCACCAGUUGCGCAAACACGGAGUUACCAACUGUUCCCUGAGAAGAAACGGGCUUAUUCCCCAGUCAAAAGAGAGUGAUGUUGGACCCCAUGAUAGCACAGACAGCCAGUCCGACGUGGAGACAUCAGCCACAGGAGGCGAAGUGCUGGACCUCACCUCUCGGGAGAAAGAGCAGCCAUGGUCAGGGGGGGGCCCUGAGCCCAGCCAGGUCAAAGAAGAGGUCCCCGUGGAGGAACUGACUCGGGGAGCCUUGGAGCCCGUGGAUGGGGAGGAGCGGGGAGCCGCGGAGAGCCUGGAGCCCGAGGAAAAGCGCUGUGUGGAGGAGAGGGACGAGGAGGAAGACGGCCCAGAGGAAGACACGGUCAGCAACAAGAGCCUGGACCUCAACCUUGCCAGCAAGCUGAUGGGCUUCAAGCUGGCCGAGGGCGACUCCAGUGCUGUGGGCAGCGGGAGCUCGGCCCAGCAGGACCAGAAACACACCUGCGACACCUGUGGCAAGAGCUUCAAGUUCCUCGGGACCCUGAGCCGCCACAGGAAAGCCCAUGGCCAUGAAGUGCCCAGGGAGGAGAGAGCACUCCCUCCGGAGGGCCAGGGCGAGAAGCGGGUAGCCGAAGGGUCGACGCCUGAACCCGCUGCCGUCACCACCGCUGCCCCUGACCUGGAGCCAGAGGAGAAGCCCGAGCCCCCGGCGGAGGGGGAGGCCGUGUCGGAAGGCUCAGCGGAGAAGCAGAGUGAGGAGGCCGAGGGCACCUCCGACGGGGAGGGCGCAGCCGAGAAGAAGGCCUCAGAGAAGAGUGACGAUGACAAGAAGCCAAAGACAGACUCCUCCAGAAGUUUGCCCAGCAAGGCAGACAAGAGGAAGAAGGUCUGCACCGUGUGCAACAAGAGGUUUUGGUCCCUACAGGACCUGACCCGGCACAUGAGGUCCCACACGGGAGAAAGGCCGUACAAGUGUCAGACCUGCGAGCGAACCUUCACCUUGAAGCACAGCCUGGUUCGCCAUCAGCGUGUCCACCAGAAAGCCAGGCAUGCCAAACAUCACGGGAAGGACAGCGACCGGGAUGAGCGGGCCGAGGAGGACAGUGAGAGCGAGUCCACCCACAGCGGCAACAACCCCGUCUCGGAGAGCGAGGCUGACUCGGCUCUGCCAGCCAGCAGCCACAUGGCUGCCACUCGGGGCCGGAAGGAGGGCCUGGCCGAGGGUGCCGGCCGCAGGGAGGGCAGGGCUGUGGGCCGGACGGCCGGUGCCGGGCAGGCUGAAGCCAGCAGGAGUGCUCCCAAGGCUGCUCCCACGGGCAGCCCCAAGGAGCAGGGGCCUCAGGGUGACCCUGACCCAGAGAGCCCCGUGGCCCUCAUGCAAGACCUGCUGGAGCGGAACAGCAAGAGGCCUGCCCACCCCAUCCUGGCCUCCACCGAAGGUGCCUCGCCUCUGCUGGGGAUGGAAUGACAGCCCCUCCUGUCCCCCAGCACGCAGACAAAAGCCAGCAGUGUCCUGAAUCUGUUUCUUGAGGUGUCCUCAGUGCCCUUCAGCUGUUGGAGAGACGAGGAGGGAGAGGGCCCUCUUGGUGCCAUAGCCUUACCGCGCCCGUGCGGAGACCAGCCCGGGCCGUUCGCGUGCCUUAACUACUUACGGUCCUUCAGUGUCGGCCUGGGUGUUGUGUUGUCCCAAAAUGACUUUUAAAAAACAAAGCAGAUAUUUUAAUGAAUUAUUUGGAGAGGACCUUGUUCAUUUAAGCAUUACCGUCACCUUCUGUGUUGGGUGUGUGCGCUUGUCCUCGCGGAUCUGUGACGGCAGCCUUUGUUGUGUGCGCUGGAAGCAGAAGGAAGAACGUGCCCUUGGACACCGUGGCCAAUAACUGGAAAAAAUGAUGUGAAUUUCAUGUAGGUCACCAGAGGAGAGAUGGAGGAGAUGCUCGUUUCUCAGACCUUUCUCUGUCUGCUGUAGGGUAGAGCUGUGAUUGGUCCUCGGUAUAGCAGGAUGUGGUGGGUAGAGGUUUCCAAUUCGGUUCAGGCCAAAACCAGGACAGAUUCUAGCUUCGACCUCAUACGUGUUUCCACUCUCAGCAUUAGACAUGCUAUUUCAUGUUCAAGUUUCAAGACGUUUGUUCUUAACUUAGAAGAGUUACCCUGGCAACUUAAUCUAUGGAGAAUACACACAGAUGUCAUGUAUCUGAUUUCCCCCCCGUCAGUAUAUAUAUUAUUAAUAUUAUUAUUAUUAUUAUUAUUAGUUCAUCAGUUUGCUGGUCUCUGCAGUCAGCAGAAACGAAUGGGCAAUAUUUGUCCUGGAGACCUGGGUGCCCCAGGCCCUCGUGUGCGUGUCUGCCCGCAGCUUCCUUGCCACCCUCGGGCGGGGCUCUUCUACUGUACUUAGACAGCCUUUCUCCCGACUGCAGAACCCGCAGGGGCCUCCGCACACCCGAGGGAGCGGGAGGGUGCGUGCAGCCGGCCUUCUGCCCCAGCCUCCCGCGUGUGCUGCUGUCGUUUGCAAAGUGAGGAAAUACUACUGGUAAUGAAACUGCACAUGCAAGAUUGAAGAUGAGAAAUAGGUUUAUAUUUACCUUCCUGCGAUUUGGGAUUGGUGCUUGAAGAUAAAUGUGUUGUUUCUAGUUUCUGAAAUAACCUGAACCCCUGGGUGCAAAAAGGCAGGAUUUAUUUAAAAAAAAAAAAAAAAAAAAA